AUGUCAGAAAAAGAUCAUUCAAGUUCUCUUAAUGAAAAUGACGAGGUUUCCUCGGAUAAAUCAAAAACUAAAUCCACAAAGAAAGAUAAGAAAAAUUCUCAGUUUCACGGUAAUCGGACAGCAAUCAGUCCAGAUGGCAAACAAAUUGUUACUUUUAAUCCAGAAACGAGCGGAAUCAAGUUAUAUGGAAUUAAUAAUCUAAGUAAUCCGAUUGGUGAAUUUAAAAGUGAUUUUAAAAACCCUUGUUGGUCUUUAGCAAUAUCUGAUUGUGUAAACGAUGACGAACGUCUUAUCGCUUUAUCUUGUUUCGACAGUAGAACGUUCAUUCAUGAUGACGACAAAACUGACUUAGAAUCGGAUGGUGAUGGUGACGACGAAAAUGACUUAGAAUCUGGUGGUGGUGACGACGAAAAUGACUUAGAAUCUGGUGGUGGUGACGACAAAAAUGACUUAGAAUCUGGUGUUGGUGACAAAGUUAAUACCCAAUAUGGUUAUGACGAAUUUGAUCCACAAACAUGGGUUAUCUCUACUGCUGAUGGAAAUGAAAUAUAUACUUCCUUAGAAUCAAUUGGAGGAAUUAAGCGAUUCAAACCACUCGAACAAUGCGAACAAUUUGAACAAUUUGAACAAUUUGAAUUACCCCACCAACUUUCAAAACAACUAAAGCGUCAUUCACAUGAUAAAUGGCAAGGUUCAUUUAAAAUCUUACAAAAAAGUAUUAUUAAAAAUCAUUUUAUGGUACAUUCUUUUGAAAAUCGACAUCAAAUCAUUGAAAUGUAUAGUUUAAUCACUGGUGAUCUAGAGAUGUUAUUUAAACGUCAUGAAUCUUCAUCAGCUUCCGACAUAAUUCGAGGUUCUCCUAUCCUUGCGAUUUCUCAAAAUGAAAAAAUUUUGGCAUUUUGUCGGGGAACCUCCAGCAUUACAUUAUACUCUAUCGAAAAUGGUUUAGAAAUAACUACUAAACAAUUAAAAAGUCAAAGUGGAAUUCAUAAAAUUCUGGAUAUAAAUUUUAUUGAUGCUGAUAAUAAACUUUUAAUAAUCCUUGAAGAAAAAGAAGAUCGGCAUCUUAAAAAUUCUAAGAAUCAUCAAAUAUUUGUAGUAUGGGAUUUAUUUACUACCUUUGAAAAUUCCAUACGUCAAACUGACUAUCCCAAAACUAAGAAACCCCUAAAAAUGGAUCUCACAUAUAGAUUAAUGAAUUCUCAUGGGAAGGUGUUUGCGAUUAGAGACAGUGAAGGCAGUGAAGGCAGUGAAGAUAUUUUUUCGGUGUUAGAUCCAAAUGAAGAUGUGGAUUCAAUUAGAAACCCUUCAAAGAAGGCAAAGACUGAAGUUUAUAUUAAUUCUACGAAUGAUCACGUUUUUUAUAACAUAGAUGGAAAAAGUUGUGACCAAUUAGCACAAGAUCAAAUAAUUACGAAUAAUGUUGAACCAUGGCAUUCUAACGAAAAUUAUUUUCGGUUAUCAGUUUUCUUGGAUUCUUCCAAAAGUACUCAACUUAGUAUAUCGCAUAACACUAUACAAGUAUGGAAAUGGAAAUAUCUUAGUAAUAAUAAACGUGAACGAGUAUUAGAAUACAUCCGGGCUCGAAAUAAAGAGAUGGAAAUUCAAGAACUAAGAGUUGGGGAACGAGAAUUUGAGUUAAGAGUUUCUGUGCCUUCUAAAGAACUUCACACACCAAAAAUAAGGACGAUACACUGGCCAAAUAAUGUAAAUGUUCUUGAAGCGGCAUGUCGAACACUUUUUGUAUUAGGAAAGAAGAAACAUUCUAUCACAUGUUUCACGAAUGUCAAUCAAAUGAAAUAUUUGGUUGAAUGUACACAAAAAUUAGUACGAAAAUAUAUUAUGAAAUAUGGAAUAUUUAGAUUAACAAGUAUUAGAUAUUUAAUUAUGAAAUAUCUUAUUAAAAAUGAAAAAAGUUCAACGACCGAAAGAUCAAAGUCAGAUUUGCAUCAUGCUAUUAAAUGUAUUCAAGAAAGAGGAAAUUCUACAGUAAUUUUAAAAUAUUUAAUAGAUUAUUAUGCUGAUAAUAGUAAAGAAUAUAAUAAUUAUGGUUGGAUGUUUACUGUAAGCAAGGCAAUACCCUUACUAUAUGAAGCUAAAUUAAAUGAAUUUGUUCAAUAUUUAUUCAAAAAACCAUGUUUUGGGAUUACUGAAGCUUAUACCCCACCAUUACAUAUUACUUCUUAUGAUAUAAAAAGAGGAAAUAACGCAUCAGUGAUGCAUUCUUUGGUAGUAAAACCCCGUCUUGCAACAAAUUUCCAUUAUACUUCAUGUAUUCUAAGAUUGUAUUAUUGGUUUAAAACUUCACAAAAUGAUCGUAAAGUUUAUAUGGUCCCAUUACCUGAUUUUACAGCAAAUCCCAAAUCCAAAGAUUCUAACUCUAAAGACCCCAAGGAUUCCAACCCCAAAGACCUCAAAUCAAAAAUUCUUUGGGUUCUAUAUACAAUAUUUUGGCCACGUAAAAAAGUUAUUAAUAAAAAAAAAGAAAUGAGUCCUUUCCUUCGUGUUAUUAAUGAAGAGAAAGGAUAUGAAAUCUAUCGGACACCCGCAAUUAUGGCAGUCUUAGAUUUAAAAUGGAAAGCCGCCCAGAUUGUGCAAUUAAAAAGAGGAGUACGUAAAUAUAUGAGAAUUUAUAAUAUAAUUGAUCUAUUAUCAAUAUUAUUACCGUUAGUAAAUUAUAUAGCGGCCAUUUUAAAUGAUCAUCAAAUACUCAUUCUGCGAAAAUCAGUAUAUAAUUCUUUUCUAGCAUUUACAGCUUUAGUUUUGUGGCUUGAAUUGAUAUUACUAAUGAGAUUUUUUAUAGAUCCAGCACGUUUCAUUUAUAUCAUUGGAAGCAUUUUAAGAACUAUUUGGCCAUUCUUUGCAUUCAUGUUGAUUGUCGAUGACUUAAUAUUAUCUAUUCCUACUUAUAAAAUUAACGACACUUCGAAUUCAGGCUUAUACUCAAAUAUAACAAUUUAUCAGGAUAUUGAUAAAUCUUCCUGGCUUGAUAAUUACUAUUCAAAUCCAUUUUUAUCGAUAGAAGCUGUAUUCUUUUGGACCAAUGGACGAUGGGAUCAAUUAAGCCAAUGGGAUAAUUAUGUAGUAAAUGCAUUGAGUGUACUGGGGAGUAUAAUAUUAGUGUUAAUUUUCCAAAAUCUGUUGAUCGCAUUUAUGAAUGGUGAAUUUGAUAAAGCAAGUGAAGCAGGUCGUACAGUAGCUUAUAAACAUCGUGCUGACCUUGUUGCUGAUUACGAAGUUUUGCAAAGACCUUUUAGUGAUGAAAGUAGUGAUCCUCGAUACAUUUAUUAUAUACCUGAUCCUGGUAUGAUUCAUACCUGGCUUACGGAAACUGAAAAGGAUGAAGAACAAAAAGCACGUCUUAUGGUUGUAACUUCUAAAUUGAAAACGAAGGAUGCCAGUUAUAAUAAAAUAUGUAAUGAACCUUUAAACGUUGAUGAAAAAAUUAAUAACCUGGAAAAUGAAUUUAAGAAAUUUGACGAAAAAUUAGAAACUAUAUUGAAAACUUUAAACAACCUAAAUAAUUCCAAAUAG
Molecule: messenger RNA, 3534 nt
Organism: Diversispora eburnea
Lineage: Eukaryota; Fungi; Glomeromycota; Glomeromycetes; Diversisporales; Diversisporaceae
Source: the annotation of a GenBank genome assembly